AUGUCGUUCUGUUGGAACGACGACGAUUGGAUUCAAAACAUAAGAAUUUCAAAAGCAGGCUUUAACUAUCUAUGCAAGGAAGUUUCAAUUUUUAUGCCUAUGCAAAAAACUAAUUUUCGGAAAUCUUUGCCUAUAGAAAUAAAGUUAGCUGUCACACUUUACUUUUUAAGUGGAUCUGCAGAUUACCGGACAAUAGGCAACCUGUUUGGCUUAGGAAAAUCUACUGUUUGUACAAUAGUUCAUAAAGUUUGUAAACUUUUUGUUGAUAAUUUACUGAAAAAAUACAUUUUCUUACCCUCAAGGAAAGAGACAAUAGAGAUAAUGGCAAGUUUUGAAAAACUAUAUGGUUUUCCACAAGUAGUUGGAGCAGUUGAUGGGUGUCACAUUAGAAUAAAGGCUCCUUAUAAAAAUUCAGAGGAUUAUAUAAACAGAAAAGAUUAUCACUCCAUUAUAUUACAGGGGUUGGCAGAUAGCAAGUACUUAUUCAGAGAUAUUUUUGUUGGGUGGACUGGCAAGUCUCACGAUUCAAGAGUUUUUAAAAAUUCUCCUUUAUAUAAAGAGUGUCUAGCCAGAACCUUUUUACCAAAUAACUUAAACAAAAUAAUUGAUAAUAUAGAAAUUGGUCCUCUUAUUCUCGGUGAUUCAGCUUAUUCCCUUGAAAAUUGGCUUAUGAAACCCUACUCAGAUCGUGGAAAUUUAAGUAUAGAAGAAGCCAAGUUUAACGCUUCACUAAGUAAGUGUAGAGUUGUAAUAGAGAAUGCAUUUGGAAGAUUGAAAGGUCGAUUUCAAUGUCUUUUAAAAAGAUUAGAUACAACAGUUGAACACACAGUCAAUAUCGUUACAACAUGUUGUAUUCUACAUAAUUUCUGUACUUUGACAAAACAAAUUUUUUUAAAUGAAUGGAUUAAACAAACAGAAAUUGACUUAGUAAACCCUCUAUUAAACCACAGUUGCAUUGAAAUUGACAAUAAAGCAGAGUUUAUAAGGAGUGCUAUAAAAAAACAUUACUUUACAAGUAAUUAG
This is a messenger RNA of Hydra vulgaris (swiftwater hydra), 1023 nucleotides long. Its product is annotated as putative nuclease HARBI1. The record is from RefSeq and is a predicted model, not a curated record. NCBI's taxonomy places the organism in Eukaryota, Metazoa, Cnidaria, Hydrozoa, Anthoathecata, Hydridae.